This is a messenger RNA of Babjeviella inositovora NRRL Y-12698, 1281 nucleotides long. Its product is annotated as glycoside hydrolase family 72 protein. NCBI's taxonomy places the organism in Eukaryota, Fungi, Ascomycota, Pichiomycetes, Serinales. The transcript has 2 exons. Gene Ontology annotation, biological process: fungal-type cell wall (1->3)-beta-D-glucan biosynthetic process. The record is from RefSeq and is a predicted model, not a curated record. Bases 1 to 1281 code for a protein of 426 amino acids. Gene Ontology annotation, cellular component: cytoplasm; fungal-type cell wall.
AUGUCUUUAAUUACCGGAAUAUUAAGCAUCUGUAUCCUCCUUCCGGUACAGGCCUUGACUCCCUUGUAUAUCAAGGGUAACCGUUUCAUUCAACCUGCUCCCGAUGGUGAUAAGGUGUUUUUCUUGAAAGGCAUGGACUACCAGCCAGGAGGGUCAUCUGGAUUCCACCAGGAGUCAUUAUAUGACGUUUUGUCUAAUCCAGCAGUGUGUUAUAGAGACGCCAAGGUGUUGCAAACUUUAGGGGUCAACGUUAUCCGAAUCUAUAAUUUGAACGUAGACGUCAACCACGAUGCGUGUGCUUCCAUCUUCAACGCUGCAGGCAUUUACUUGCUCUUGGAUGUCAACUCGCCGGUUCAGUCCAUCAAUCGGUAUGACCCAGAAAGCUCGUACAACUUAGGGUAUGUUACUAGAUUAUUCCAAUUUAUUGAAGCCUUCAAGUUGUAUCCUAACGUUGCUGGUUUCUUUGCUGGUAACGAGGUUAUCAACGAUUCAAUCUCCGCCAGAUUGUCACCAAAGUACAUCAGAGCCGUUCAGAGAGACAUGAAGCAGUACAUGGCCGAGCACUCCAAUCGUCAAAUUCCCGUGGGCUACUCUUCCGUGGAUGACACCUCCUUCAGAGAAGAUUCCUGGGAGUAUUUUAGAUGCUCGAUUCCAGGUGAAUCUGGAGAUAUCUCGAGGUCUGACUUCUACGGAGUCAACACCUACAGUUGGUGUGGGGCCCGCGAUGAUUUCAAAACCUCCGGAUAUGAUAAGCUUGAAUCCGUAUACUCCUCCACAAAUCUUCCAUUUAUCUUUUCGGAGUAUGGCUGCAACACCGUCCGCCCGAGGGUGUUCCACGAGGUUUCUCGGGGCUUAUACGGACGAUUGUCUCUGUUCGCUUCUGGCGGCUUGAUCUACGAAUACAGCGAAGAGGAAAACGGCUACGGGAUUGCCCGUGUGAACCCCGAUGGAUCGGUCCACCUUCUUGAAGACUACGACCACUUGCGUGAACAGUACCGAAGGCUCCAGUUACCAACAAUCGCAGCUGCUGAAGUGGUGCAGACGGCUGCACCUAUGUGUUCGCUUCCUCAGGUACAGGAAGAUGGGUUCUCUGUUUCAAUUCUCUCCAUUGAUUACCACUUGCCCGAACAGCCAGCGGGCGUCGACGCUUUGAUCCGGAACGGCGUUUCCUCCAGAAAUAUCGGACAGAUUGUAGACGUCAAUUACACAGCCCUUGAAAACCAUGCCUUACAGGUGUUUGACUCUCAGGGAAAACCACGUGCAAUCCAGUUGAAUGCUUAG